This is a messenger RNA of Ostrea edulis (European flat oyster), 612 nucleotides long. RefSeq lists its product as uncharacterized. The record is from RefSeq and is a predicted model, not a curated record. NCBI's taxonomy places the organism in Eukaryota, Metazoa, Mollusca, Bivalvia, Ostreida, Ostreidae. The transcript has a single exon. The coding region runs from base 1 to 612 and encodes 203 amino acids.
AUGAAGAACCUUAUGUAUCGCUAUUUCAUGAAAAACAAAACUUACCGAUUUGUGAAUGUGUUGCAAGACUUGGUGAAAAGUUACAACAACAGACCUCACAGAUCUUUGGGUGGCAAUGCUCCCCUUACUGUCAACCAGGGAAAUGCUGAUGAAAUAAGACUCGAUGCUUAUCUUGCGGGAACAAAACCAAAAUCGGAUCUGAGAAAAAAGAAUGGUAACCAGCAUACAUCCAAGAAAACAAUGAAAAAAAGAGUAAAACCAUUUUUCAAGUUAAAAGUUGGAGAUAAUGUCAGGAUAUCACAGCUUAAACACCCUUUUCAAAGAGACUAUCAACAGAAAUGGACAGAAGAAUUUUUCAAAGUCGUUAAAAGAUACAAAAGGGGUCAAAUACCUGUAUACAAAGUACAAGAUUUGGCAGACGAUCCUAUAGAAGGCACCUUCUACCAAUCUGAGCUUCAAAAAGUUGUCAAGUCUGAAGAUGUUGCCUAUAGAGUUGAAAAAAUUCUUAAAAGGAGGCGUCGUGGAAAAACCAAAGAAGUAUUUGUAAAAUGGGAAGGAUGGCCUAAGAAAUUCAAUUCUUGGAUUCCAGAAAGCUCUCUGGAAAAGCAAUAA